AUGUAUCGUAAACUUGUACAACUGAAUAAAAAACAACUUAGAAGUUACGAUAGUUCAGAUCAAGACAACACUCACGUAAACUUAGAUCACGACAACAAUCAGCAAACAAUUAAACAAAAUGAAGAUAGCAUUGAAUUGUCUUUUGAUAUUGAUAAUGAAUUUGGGAACGAUGAAGAAAUAUGCCAACAAACUAACGUUGUAUGCUUGCAGGAGGAAAAUUCAAGAAAAAUCGAACAGAGCCCUUCUACGUCUAUAAGUAUUGGGUCUAUUUUAGACACUCCCAGAAAAACUGUUAUAAAGAGAAAGCUGAAUUUAUGCGAAAAAAAUGAUUUUAAACAAAAACAGACAGAUCAAUAG
Parnassius apollo (apollo) is the source of this 357-nucleotide messenger RNA. The record is from the annotation of a GenBank genome assembly. Lineage: Eukaryota; Metazoa; Arthropoda; Insecta; Lepidoptera; Papilionidae.